This is a messenger RNA of Cryptotermes secundus, 2417 nucleotides long. RefSeq lists its product as uncharacterized. The transcript is spliced from 6 exons. The coding region runs from base 145 to 2088 and encodes 647 amino acids. The record is from RefSeq and is a predicted model, not a curated record. Lineage: Eukaryota; Metazoa; Arthropoda; Insecta; Blattodea; Kalotermitidae. Gene Ontology annotation, molecular function: monocarboxylic acid transmembrane transporter activity. Gene Ontology annotation, biological process: monocarboxylic acid transport; transmembrane transport.
UGUGUCUGUACAUCUUCGCCGAACGUUAUAUUUUAAUUCUUUUUAUACAAAUAUUUGUACUAUCUUUAUACUGACCUUUAUAUAUAACUUUUUGUUAUAACUUUGUUACUUUUUGAACUGAAUGUUAUAAAGCGGAAGUCAAUAAUGGGAUUGCAGACUUUCGAGAAGAAAAGCGGUGUGGAUUCUCAUGAAUUUGAAGCUCCGGAUGGUGGAUGGGGUUGGAUCGUGGCGAUAGGAGUUGCAGCAUUAUUCGUUGUCACAUUAACGCCAGACAGCUGUUUUGGUCUCAUCUUUGGAGACUUCCUGGUGGACGUGGGUGCAGGAACAGCAUAUGUAACAACUGGUGUCAGUGUGUGCAUCGGUUCCGCGGCUGCACUAGGUCUUGUGAUGAACUAUGCUCUGAACACUUUCACCUGUCGCCAAGUGGGACUGACGGGUUCAGUUAUAUACUUUUGUGGCAGUUUUCUCACAGCCUUUGCUACUAAUGUGUACCAGAUCAUAUUCACGUACGGUAUAAUGCAAGGAAUUGGUUUGGGACUUAUGGUACCAGCUGCUUUCACCAGCUUCAACCAUUACUUCGUCCGCCGAAGGACAUUUGCAAUGGCAGUAACUCAGAUGAUCAUUGGAGGGGCAGCAAUGGUGGUUCCUUUGGCGAUACAAAUGUUGCUAGAAGAAUAUGGAUUCAGAGGCACUCAAGCUAUAAUUGCAGCCUUCAGCCUGCAUGCAAUGCUUGGUAUGGUCGUGCAACAACCCGUGAAGUAUCAUAUAAAAAGAAAGAAACAUUCCAUUCCAUUAUCGUCAGAUUUUACACCACGUCCAAGUGCUGAUAUAAUUGUUCAUGGAGAAGGAACGUGGCAUGCAGACAUUGAGAAAAGCAGCGAAGUCAAUAUAAGAAUUCAACAACAUCGUUCAGAAAUGGGGGAAGAUAGUGAGGUGAAUAUAAAAAUUAAUAAACAACAUUCCGAAUUGAAGGCUACAAACAGAAAUAGGGCAAUUUCUCAAGAAUUAAUCAAUAUACAAUUUCAGAAUAAAAAUAUGUGUGUGGACAAUUCUGAUGGAAAAGAAUCUCUUGGAAUUUUAGGCGAAGUAAAGGAUGCGGGUAGGAGUAAGGAAAGUAUGGAAACAGAGACUGAUAAACAAAAAAAUGAACACGAUAGUGCACAAAAAGUGGGCGAACAUGUGGAUUCGGAAAGUAAUGUGUCCGAUGAACAUAAAUUUUUGAUGCAAAGUGGACACUCCAAAAAAUAUGGGCAUGUCGAGCAGGUGACCGCAGAAAUUGGAAUUACAGUUAAGAGAGCGGAUCCAGCUUCUGUGACAAGGAUGCCAAAAAGUAGGUCACAGGUUUCAGUUCCAGUCACGGAUAAAAUAAAGGAUGUUUACAGAACGAGGUACGACUCAAUAAGAGAUGCUCCGAGCCUGGGAAGCACCGAAUCUCAAGAUGGAUGUGACCGAUGCUGGACGUCCGUCGUUAAUUUUUUGGAUCUGCGUCUGCUCUUGGACCCAGUGUACGUCAACAUCUCAGUUGGCAUUUCAUUCUCUCUUAUCUGCAUGCUCCAAUUUUUUGCCUUUUAUCCAAUCCUUGUCCUCGAUCUCGGGUAUUCGAAAUCUGACACUGCAAUAUUCAUUGCUGUGUGCAACGCUAUGGACCUUGCGGGACGCCUUGUCAUAGCGCUUAUUGGUAUUCUGAACCCAAACUUCACUAGCAGGAGCCUGUUCAUGGUUGGAACAGUAACGACGGUCGCUGGAAGACUCAUGUUAAUUCUCUUCAACGACUUCCUGGCAGUGGCCCUCAUGACCGGAUUUCUAGGCUUUGCCAGAAGUUUCAUCCAGGUUCCACUGCCCCUGGUGUUUGCGGAAUACAACCUUGAGAGGUUUCCUUCCGCUUUUGGCUUGUAUUCGGUCAUUUUUGGCUUAAUUGCUGUCAUGGUUGGACCUUUCAUUGGUUUGGUUCGAGAUGUAACAAAUAGUUACCCAGCCUGCAUCAACACGCUGAACGGUUUAACCGUCUUUGCUUGUAUAAUCCCUUGGCUUGCAGAACAUGCUGUUGUGCACAUGCGGUCAAAAUCCAAUAAAAGGGAAGGAUCAUAGCAUCACCAGUGUUUGGGAAUUAUUUCUAUUUCCACUAGAAAGAGAGCAUAGCUAAUAAAACUUUCUAAUGAGACAGGAAUUUCGAGAAACUAAUUGUUUAACCAGCUGACAGCCCAGUCUGUUUAGUGACAAUUCUAUAUCAUGGGUUAGAUAGGAAGAUAGGUUAAACUGCCGGCAGGGACAAGAGAGUUUCUCUUCCCUACAGAGAUAAAAUAGGUUCUGAGGCCUAAGGAGGACAAUUUUCUUGAAAAAAAAGAGGGACAGGGCCUUAAACUAUUCAUCAUUCACCUCCACCUAGUGUGAUGAUUUUUUUCCUUGGCACUACAGCC